GACUACUUACACUGUGCUCCAUAAACCUCAGCAAAGAGCUGUUUCAGGGUUUGGCUUUGAAAGCCUCAUUCUGGCAGUUAUUUUACUUGGAAAAAACAUUCAAGUGCUCUGCCUACCCAAGGCCCUAUGAAACAAUGGAAUAUAACUCUCAUCUAGAGAAUCUGGAUGAAGAUGGAUACACUCAAUUGGACUUCAGGACUAGAGACAUCCUCAAAAGACCUGUGGGAUCAGAGAAAGGAAGCUGCUCUUCAUCUCCCCCUUGGCGUCCCAUUGCAGUGGCUUUGGGAAUCCUGUGCUUGGUCGCCCUAGUGGUUGCUGUAGUCCUGGGGGUCCUAGCAUUUUGGAGAUUCAAUUCAGGGAGACAUCCAGAAGAGAAAGAAAACUUCCCGUCAAGAAAUAAAGAGAACCACAAACCCACAAAACCAUCUUUAGAUGACAAGGUGGCUCCUUCCAAGGCAUCCCAGACCACAGGAUUUAUUUCUGGGCCUUGCCCUCCUAAUUGGAUUGUACAUGAGAAGAGCUGUUACUUGUUUAAGAUGUCACAAAAUUCCUGGGCUGGAAGUAAGAGACACUGCUCGCAGCUAGGUGCUCAUCUACUGAAGAUAGAUAACCCAAGAGAAUUUGAAUUCAUUGAAAACCAAACAUCUUCUCACCGUGUUAACUCAUUUUGGAUAGGCCUUUCCCGUAAAGAGACUGAAGGGCCAUGGCUCUGGGAGGAUGGCUCAUCAUUUAUUCCCAACUCGUUUCAAAUCAGAGACACAGCUUCCCAGGGAAGUUUACUGCACAACUGUGUAUGGAUUCAUGGGUCAGAGGUCUACAACCAAGUUUGUAAUAUUUCCUCAUUCAGUAUCUGUGAGAAGCAGCUGUAAAUGUAAGGAUGAAGAUAAAGAAGAGAUAAAUACGUGAGACUGUAAGGAUACUCCCCAACACACACAUCACCAACCACCACCAUGAACAACAGCAACAACAAAAACAGAACAGAAAAGAUGAAUAUUGAAAAUCAGAGCAAACCCUGAAAUGCUAGGAGACCUUUUUAAAUUUGAACUUUAGCUGAGAACUUGGAUGAAGAAGGUGAGGCUUCUAUACUUGUCAGCCUCGUAAAGAGGGUCAUAUUAUCUUCCAGUUAGUAAGACGCUAGACAUGGAGUAAGACAGCCAAGAAAUACCCAGAAUGAGUGAACAUGACGUUCCCAGAUCUAAAUGGUACAAUCAUAACAAAGCCCCUAUAUUGUCAGGAAAUAGUGUGGGUGAAGGAGCAGGGGGCUGAAGACUGUGAGAGCCAGAGGACCAGGAUGCCUACUGCUACUGUCUUCUAGUCAGGACAGGGACACUGUACACAUGAAAUGUCAACAAUAUGAUCUAUUAAAUAAGACCUGUAUGAUGGCAACUUCAGUUAUAUGUCAACAUGAAUGUAGACAUUUCACCAAGUCCCAUCUCCCACAUAAAGAACUAGAGCUGAUUAAAUGCUGCUGGAAAUGGGGAAGAGCUUCCUGAUGGGUUACUACACCCCAAGUAGUCAGCACUAAACAUGUGUACAGACCAGUAACACCGUAGAUUAGUAGGCUAUAUACGCAUACAUAUAUACGUAUGUUACUCAAAAAUUGUUACUGGAGUGUACACUGUGUUUGUGUGAUUUGUUCAAUGUCUAUCAGACAUGGACAGAAGGCAAAAUGUACUUCUAAAUUGAUAAGCAAAGAAGUGAGGGAAGAAAAUCUUCACUGUAAAUAGGGCUGUUAUUUUCAUCCACAUGAUCAUGAUUAAAAUGACCAUCACACAAAAGGAGUGACUCCAACUUCUUCCUCAACUCGAUAACCCAGAGAAUCUGCCUAUCAUAUAUGAUAGCAGAACCUGGUGUAACAUGAAGUCAUAGAAGCACUGCCCUUACAGGAAGCAUCCUCUUUAAAUAUUAUAUUUCAAAAGAUAAAGUGGAUCUGAUAAUGAACAAUUAAAAAGCAUCCUAUCAGGAUUAGUGUUUUGGAACACAGAACAUGUUUUGUCAUUGUUAUGACAUAGAAUUGAUGUGGUCCAAGCCCCUUAAUCAACCCAAGUAGACACAAGAAUUUAUCACAUGCCAAAAUUUAAUGCAGGGCAGCACAAAGCAAGGGGAGAAAGGGAUCAGGGCUAUAGAAAAGAGCUGAACUUCGACCCUAAAUGUCAAUUGAAUCAAGUAUUUAAGCACAAAAAUCACAAACAUUUGUUUCCAAGUUCCAGUUAGAAUUUUUACCAAUCAGGAUUUAGAGACUAGCGACUUCCUUGAAUGUUCCAUCUUUGUCAACUUAUAUAUAAUGUAAGCUUUCAGUCCAACCAAUCAGAUUCAUUUGUUCCUUCUGUUGUUAGGAACUAUGUUUCUGGAAAGCUCCAUGUCUAUGGUUCACAGAGGAGAUUGCUUAGCUAUUGGAAGUUUCCCAGCUCCCCUAGGGCUUGGGAACUUAAAAUUUGUUUCAUCCUACAGGUAAAAUAGAGUCUGAAGUCAAAAUGGCAUUGCUUGUUGCCUGUUCUCAACACUAUUUUGCAGUUAACAGCCAAUUCUUCCGCCAUUUCCUUACAAAAGGAUGAUUGGAAUGUGACUGUUUCCCCGUGUGAUCUGUCUUGCUAGCUUCUGAUCCUUUCCAAUAACACCCCUCCCACUUCCAGUGGGGAUUUCCAAGUGGCUGGGGAGCCAUUUGUAGCUUCCUCAGGCUGAUUAAUAGGUGGGCAGAAAUUGUGCUAAAUCUGCUGAAUUGUUCACUUGAAAAAUUAUUGAUUUUACAUAACAAAAACUGCUUAUUCGAAUAUCUCUGGCCUCUGAGUAACCUGCUUACUUACUUGUAGUAAUCACUAACAAAAUUUUGCCUUCUCCCCAAAAGGGUUGAUUAAUUUGAUGCUAGAUAGGGGAUAUGUAUAUAAGAUCUUUCUACACUGAAUCACAAAUUUGGGUUCUUGAACAUUUUGAAAAGUCAGAGGAGAACAUACAUUUGUUGUGAAGUUUGCACUCAUCUUUUAAUAUUCAAAUCUGAAUUUUCAAAGUCUGGAAAUACUGUAGAGGGGACAGAGAUAAAUCUGAGCGGAGUGUGAUUAAUUGGCUCAAGUAGUUUGUUAGAGCACAGGAUGGGACUCAAAGAAGACUUGGAUGCUUUGUACGUGCACACUUAAGGCCAUGUAUGUACGUGUGCAUGCAUGCUCACUUACCUGUGUACCCUUGGAGAUCAGACAUCUGAUGUUGUCCACUGUCACUGUCCACUAACUUCUUUGUUGGGACACGGUCUCACUGUCCCCUUCUGCUGGCUGAUCAAACAGUCCCUAGAUCCCACCUGCUUUCCCCUGUCACUAAGCCUGGCAUUGCAGAUGUGGAGCACUGUACACAACUUCCAUGUGAACAGUGAGAAUUCAAACUUGGAUUCUCGUGCUUACAUAGCAUCUACUGAGCCACCUCCUCAGCCUAAUGAGCAAAUACUUUAAUAUUAGUUCCAAUUUGAUUAUUGGCUCUUUCUGGGUCCUGACAGAUAAAUUCAAGAAGCCAUCAUCAAAGAAAAUAAAUCUGGUUGCUAACUAGUACAGUCAGUGAGAGAUCCUCCAGUAUGUAGGUAAAAGGUCAAGUAGGACCAGAGCUAUGGGGAAAGGACACUGCUCUAGGGGGCCCAGGGUGUACUAUUACCUGACAUGCUGACAGACUGUUUACAUGAACACUUACAUGUUAAUGGACAUGUGAACAGAAAUGCACACAUUUGUUCAAGGGACAGAGAUGGGACAGCAGCUGCUAGCUGGGCUCAAUUUUGAAGGAUGAAUUCCAGAUGGUUAACUCUGAGGAAACAUCUAUGGAAGGACUCCUAUACUCAAUUGCCUUGAACACCACAAUAACUUGGGGAGUUGUCCAUAAUCUUUGUCUUUAUAUCCGCACAAUGUGUUUCAAACUUAGCAGGGUAGGUUGGUUAAACUACUGCAGCAGAUGAGCUAGCCAGGGCUCUGCUGGAGAGUUCCUCCUGGUGGUGUCAACGAUGGACAACUGACAGGCUGGCCAACACAGCUACCACCAGGCCCAGAACCAGGGUUAUGAGUUGGACUACCCCAACAUCCAUCUCAUCUGUGAACUGCUGGAGAAUGCAAAGGAGACAGACUUACAGACCCAAAGCUGCAGGGUCUCUAUGACACAAGGAUCCAAGAGGAGUCCCAGUGAGGGCCCAGGGUCUCUAUGACACAAGGCAACAACAGGAUGUCCAAGAGGAGUCCCAGUGAGGGCCCAGUAUGGAGGGGACAGAGGCCUCGAACUAGACCAAUACUCAUAGCCAUGAAUACUUACAAAUAAAGAUGUA
Phodopus roborovskii (desert hamster) is the source of this 4288-nucleotide messenger RNA. RefSeq names its product C-type lectin domain family 7 member A-like. NCBI's taxonomy places the organism in Eukaryota, Metazoa, Chordata, Mammalia, Rodentia, Cricetidae. The record is from RefSeq and is a predicted model, not a curated record. Gene Ontology annotation, molecular function: (1->3)-beta-D-glucan binding; pattern recognition receptor activity. The coding region runs from base 135 to 869 and encodes 244 amino acids. Gene Ontology annotation, cellular component: cell surface. Gene Ontology annotation, biological process: positive regulation of phagocytosis; phagocytosis, recognition; positive regulation of cell population proliferation. The transcript has 6 exons.